AUGGUGCUUUUGGCUGCUAUUGAUCAAGGAACCUCGUCCAGCCGAUUUUUGGUUUUUGAAGCGGAUACUGGAGAAUUGGUGGUUAGCCAUCAGGUGGGUGAUUUUUGGCGGGAAAUUUUGAUUUUUCGAAAAAUGUACUGUUUCAAAACUUUUUGGCCUAUUUUGAGUUCUCAAAUUUGUUAUUGUGAUCGGAUUUUCUUUCGAAAUAAAUUGAAUUCAAGAAUUGUUAUCCAGAAAGUUCAAAAAUUCAAAUUUCUCAAACAAAGUAUGAUUUUUUCGCUGCAAAAAUUUGGAUUUUCCGAAAAUUUGAAUUCUAGCGCCAAAAGUUGAUCUACAGUAACCUGAAUCGCUUCGGGACCUCUGCAAAAUUCAAUUUUUAAUCGAAAUUUCAAAUUUUUUCAUCUUGAAAAAAUUUCACUGUUUCAAAAAAUGCAGAAACAAUUUUUGGAAAUCUGAUUUUCUUGAAUAUUUCAUUAAACAAUAUCAAAAAAAUUCUGGAAAACUAUUUUUUUUGAAAGAAAAAAUUCACUGUUUCAAGAUUUGAAGAAAUUAAUUCGGAUAUAAAUUCUUCCGUUUCACCGUUGUUUUUCCUUCAAAAAAUUUACUGUUUCAAAAUUUUGUGGCCUAUUUUGAGUUCUCAAAUUUGUUAUUGUAAGAUCGGGAAAUUUGUUAGAUCGGGAAAAAAACGCCAAAAGUUGAUCUACAGUAACCUGGAACGCUUAGGGACUCAAAGACUUGAAUUUCUCCGAGUUUUCGCGUUAAAAAUUUCAUAUACAGUAACCUGGAUCGUUCCGGGACCUCUGUAAAAUUCAAUUUUUUAUCGAAAUUUCAAUUUUUUCAUCUUGAAAAAAUUCACUGUUUCAAAAAAUUCAGAAAUAUUUUGGGAAAUCUGAUUUUCUUGGUCAAUUCAUGAAACAAGUGAAAAAAAUUCUGGAAAAUUAUUUUUUUUUUUGAAAGAAAAAAUUCACUGUUUCAAAAUAUAAAGAAAAGAAUUCUGAUAUUAAAUUUUUCGUUUUGCAUCUGUUUUUCUUCCAAAAAAUUACUGUUUCAAAAAAUUGAGAAAUAUUUUGGGAAAUUUCGAAUUUUUUCAUCUUGAAAAAUUCACUGUUUCAAAAAAUUCAGAAAUAUUUUUGGAAAUCUGAUUUUCUUGAUUAUUUCAUAAAACUAUUGAAAAAAAUUCUGGAAAAUUAUUUUUUUUGAAAAGAAAAAUUCACUGUUUCAAAAUUUGAAGAAAUUAAUUCGGAUAUUAAUUUUUCCGUUUCACAUCCGUUUUUCUUCCAAAAAAUUACUGUUUCAAAAAAUGCAGAAACAAUUUUUGGAAAUCUUAAUAUUCAAUAAAACUUUUACUGACGGAAGUUCAAUAAAAUAUUUUUCUGCAGAUCGAAGUCCGUCAACUUUUCCCCGAAGCCGGUUGGGUCGAAAUGGAUCCAAUGGAACUCUACAACACUGUAGUCACCUGUAUCAACAAAGCCAUCGAAAAACUCGAAAAUCUCGGAAUCUCGGCUGACGAAAUCAAAUCAGUGGGUGUGGCGAAUCAAAGGGAAACUACAAUUGUUUGGGACAAAACGACUGGAAAACCAUUGCAUAAUGCAAUUGUUUGGCUUGAUACAAGAACUAGUUCGUUGGCUGAGGAAGCUAUUUCAAGAACUGUUACAAAGUGGGUUUUUGGGAGGAAAAAUUUGGAUUUUCAUAAAUUUUUGAGUUAAAAACUUUCUAGACACGGCUCCUUGAAAACUAGGGUUUCCCGGCGCUGUUUCUUGAUAAUAAGGAUUUCUAGGCGCGGCUACUUGCCAGAGGGGAUCUCUAGAAGCCAGCCCUAGACAUAUAGGUUCUUAAGGCGCAGCUCCUUGAAAAUUGAGUUUUCUAGGCUCGGCUCCUUGCCAUAGAAGCUCUCAAGGCGCGGCUCCUUGAAAAUUGAGCUUUCUAGGCGCGACUCCUCGCCAGAGGGGAUCCCUAGACGCCGCUACUAGACACAUAGGUUCUUAAGUCGCUGCUACUUGAGAACUACGUGUUCUAGGCGCGGCUCCUAGACAAUAAGGUUCUCUAGGCUCGGCUACUUGCCAUAGAAGUUCUCAAGGCCCGCCUACUAGACAACAAGGUUCUCUAGGCUCGGCUACUUGCCAGAGUGGAUCUCUAGACGCCGCUCCUAGACAUUACUCCUAGACAGCUCCUAGACACUCCUAGACACUACUGUUCCUUAGGCGCGGCUACUUGACAUAGAAGCUCUCAAGGCGCGGCUCCUUGCUUGCUAGCACCACUCGGUGCAGCUUCUAGACAAUAAGGUUUUCUAGGCUCGGCCACUUGAAAACUAGGCUUUCUAGAUUUGACUAAAAUUUUCGAAAAAUUUAAAUUCAAAAAAUUCUUGAAAUAUAUGAACCUGAAAUUAAAUUUUCAUUUUUCUUCCAGAAACAAGGACGAAUUCAAAGCUAAGACCGGACUUCCGAUUCAUCCCUACUUCAGUGCUUUAAAACUCAAAUGGCUUUUCGAAAAUGUCCCAGAAGUUGAAGAAACUCAUCAGAAAGGAAACUUGAUGUUCGGAACUGUUGAUACUUGGCUCAUCUGGAAACUAACCGGUGCCUACGUCACCGAUGUUUCAAACGCCUCCCGAACUCUUCUUCUCGAUUUGCACAAACGCAAAUGGUCCACCCAACUCUGCGACUUCUUCCAACUUCCAAUCGAUAUUCUGCCAGAAAUCCGAUCAUCUGCCGAAGUCUACGGAUUCUUUGAAGAGGGACAUUUGAAAGGAGUUCCACUUUCUGGAUGUUUGGGAGAUCAACAAUCGGCAAUGGUUGGACAUCAAUGUUUGAAUAUGGGACAAACCAAAAACACUUAUGGAACUGGAACUUUUAUGCUGUGCAACAUUGGAACCAGGCCAAUUAUCUCGAAAAAUGGGCUGUUGACAACUGUCGGAUUUCAAUUUGGUCCCGAUUCUCCGGUGGUCUACGCGCUAGAAGGUUCGGGUUCGAUUGGUGGAAAUGUUGUGCGAUUUCUCCGAGAUAAUUUCAAAUUUGUCAAGGAUGCGCAAGAGAUGGAGGAACUAUGCCGGAAGGUUGAGGAUACGGCCGGCGUGUUUUUUGUGCCGUGCUUCACUGGGCUCUACACACCUUAUUGGGAUUCGACAGCUCGUGGAACUAUUCUGGGACUCACCCAGGUUUCUCAAAGAGAGCAUAUUUGUCUAGCUGCUUUGAGAGCUGUUGCAUUCCAAUCUGCUGAAAUGAUUGAUGCUGUGGAACAUGAUAUGGAUCGAACUUUCAAGAUUAAAACUUUGAAAGUUGACGGGGGAAUGAUUGCGAACACAUUGUUCAAUCAAAUUCAGGCGGAUAUUUUGGGAUGUGAUAUUGUGACCCCCAAAGUUUGCGAGAUUUCUGGAUGGGGAGCUGCGAUUGCGGGUGGAAUUGGUGCGCAACAAAUCAGUUUGGAUGAAUUCUUGAAUCAGAAUUCGGAAGCGGUGAGAUAUGAAAGUGAAAAAGAUGAGGAAUGGCGGGAAAAGGAGAAUGGAAAAUGGAAGGAAUCGGUGAAACGAGCUUGUGGUUGGGCGAAAAUUGAAUAG
Caenorhabditis angaria is the source of this 3550-nucleotide messenger RNA. The record is from the annotation of a GenBank genome assembly. Lineage: Eukaryota; Metazoa; Nematoda; Chromadorea; Rhabditida; Rhabditidae.